Patella vulgata (common limpet) is the source of this 1327-nucleotide messenger RNA. RefSeq lists its product as uncharacterized. NCBI's taxonomy places the organism in Eukaryota, Metazoa, Mollusca, Gastropoda, Patellidae. The record is from RefSeq and is a predicted model, not a curated record. Bases 159 to 1268 code for a protein of 369 amino acids. The transcript is spliced from 6 exons.
CCACAGAACGCAGCUGGGUCUUAAAAAAAGUAUAUAAUACGUGGAUUGUCCAAUGAUUAUUUAGUUCUGUGGCUUGAAAUAGGAGAGUCUGUUUCAUCUAACAGUUUAUUCUCAUAAGAAAUCUUGGAAUCGUGACUAUAGAUCGUACACGAGCCAGGAUGCUUAUAUUCGCUAUUUUAAUUGUGCUGCCAGCCUUAUUCGCUGGCGCGUACAUACCAGGAAACCCAUGUGGUGGAGUUGUCUGUCUUGAUAGACCGGAAGUGACAUGCCUGCCUCAGUAUAACUAUUGUAGAUGCAACGACGGCUAUGUUGGAAGUGGAAGAUUUGGAUGUGUAGACAAAGAAAAGAGCUGUAUCUGCCAUCUUUUUGGGGAUCCUUACGUCAAGGCUUUUUCCGGUAGUGUGAUGUCACAACCGCUACCAUGUCGUCAUAUCCUGGCUGAGUUUACCACCCCAUUUGGUUUACAAGUGUCUGUAAGCGCUAGUGCUAUACCUGGUGGGAAUGAUGAAGGUAGAGGCUAUCCUGGUUAUGUCUUUGAAAAUGCGUUACACAUCCUAGUAAAGAAAGGCAAUACAACUGCGCACGCAGAAAUACGUCGGGAUGGUUUUUUUAAAAAGGGUCUAUAUGUUCCGCUUCCCGCAUCCAAGAACUUCCCUGAUUUUGGUUUGUCCUGUUAUGGUGACGAUUCGCAUUACUGGACAUUCGCGAUUCCAGGAAAAGGUGUGAAUAUUAGAUACAGGAGUGCCGAUUCAUCUUUAACUAUCGAGGCACCCAAAGAUUCAGAUUUUACAGGUAAUAGGAUAUGUGGAGACUGUGGCGAUACUAGCCCAACCUACCUAAAUGCCGCAAAAGCUAACAAUUUAACUCCCGAUGAAUGGUCUUUCUUGAAGACAGUUCAAAACUUGGAUACGGAACAGGAAACCAAUGAACAGUGUGCAGCAAUUGGAAAUAAUUACAACCAAUGUCGAGACGAUUUACAAGACGAAGCUGCCGUAGUUUGUGGUCUCCCCUACAGCCAUAAAGACAUUGGAAAACGUUUUGUCCAAGCAUACGGCGCGGACACUGCAUCAGCGACACCAGCGAUAACAGGGCUCGUAGCACAGUGUAUCAAGGACUUCUGUGCGGGGAACAGGGAUACCAUCUGUAAAGUCGUCGCGGAUUUAAUUGAAGAAGACGACACUACUGACUUCUCCCGAUUCGGGUGUUCACCUACAGAAGCAGCUCAACCACCACCUCCACCACCACCACCACCACCACCACAAGUGUAAUUCGAUGAGGUAUUUUAAACAAUCAAGUGUGUGAAUAUAUAUAAAUAUCUACAAUACAA